CACCAAACUCUCCCCAGACGAUCCGCACGCAAGGUAGGCCGACCACCGCCGCUCCCGCCUUCGACGCUCGCCAUCCCUGGUUCCCAUCCCCGUGAAGGCGCAUUGAGGUUUCACAUUGCCUCAUUGAAUCGCAUCACACAUCACACGCUCCAGCAUCGUCUCCAUUCAUUGUGCCUCCAUGACAUCAGUCGACGUAUCCAUGUCGACCUUUUCAGAAAGACCGUCAUCUCACGCGCUUUCCUACCACGGCCGGUCGGGAGACAAUGAGACUGAUCCGAAUAAGUCGAAGUAUGGGAAACUCGACAAAUCCCCCGUGCAUGGGAAGAAAGUGAUGUAUCCUCCUCGACUGCUCGUCGAUUUCACCUCCCUCCAUAUUGAAGCGCUCAACAAGUACGUCGCGUUCUACCAGAUUCCUAUCCGCGACGAGUGCACGAAAGACGAACUUGCGGCGCUCGUUGCAAGGCAUUUCGACGGGUCCCUCGAAGUGGAAGAAGACGAGUCAAUUCUUUCCUUUGUCACGAGGGUGCGCAACGGUGAAAAAACGACUCGCGUGCGCCCGCCUGCGCCGAAACCUGUGACGUCCGUCAAAAAGCCCAAUCGGGGAAACGACGACACCAAGGCUGCCACUGCCACUUCGACGGCACCCACAUCGUCGUCCACGAGCAAGCGUACCCGCGAUGACGACCACGAAAAGGACAAUGAAGGAGAUUCCCCCGACGCUACUGCUCCAGUUGCUCCCCCGCCGUCCAAGAAACAGUUGAAGGGAAAGCCCAAGGAGAAACCAUCGAACGAAAACAAGAACAAGAAGAACGACGACAACGAGCUCUACUGUGUCUGCAACUUGCCUGGGUAUGGCGCUAUGAUUGCGUGUGAUGGCGAGCAAUGCCCAAACCCGAGUCAAUGGUACCAUUUGGAAUGUGUGGGGUUUUCCGACGGCCAGCACCCAGACACGUGGUUUUGCCCCGAGUGCGACCCAAAGGCGUUUGCUGCCGUCCAAAAGAAGAAGAAGAAGUCGGGGCGCGGGUCUGGCGACGACAAGUCGUCCAAGUCGUCGUCUGGGUCGAGUGGCUCGAGCAUGCGGCGGUAGGUGCUGUGCGUCAUGUUGUGCGGCCACGUAAUUCGAAAGUUGAACAAGAAGGCACACACACGUUGGCGUUCCUUUUUUAUAUUAUAAAUGGCCACACUCGUGAAUUCGCA
Aphanomyces invadans is the source of this 1197-nucleotide messenger RNA. RefSeq lists its product as hypothetical. The transcript has 4 exons. Lineage: Eukaryota; Oomycota; Saprolegniomycetes; Saprolegniales; Verrucalvaceae. Bases 179 to 1087 code for a protein of 302 amino acids. The record is from RefSeq and is a predicted model, not a curated record.